CAACAUCAGCACCACUACCAUCCCUCCACAGUACCAUAACUAAUGGAACACUCGUCACCACAAUUCGCACACUGAUACACAUACCCAUCUAUAACUUCAAUCCACCUUACCAACCGAAUCAUCCCAACCUCACCCCCUCAUCUUCACAACCACCACCACAAAAUGGACCAAAUACACACCCGGGCCCUCGAAGCCCUCCAACCAUUCAUCCACCUCGCCACCUCCAACAGCGCGACCUCCCCACGCUUCAUCACAAACCUAAUCACCAACGCGACCUCCAACCCAAACACCUACGUAUUCGCCGAACUCCUCACCACCCCAGCCAUCCAAUCCCUCCGGGACCCCAACACCCCAGCCGAAUAUGCAAGCUAUCUGACUCUCCUAGAGAUCUUCGCCUGGGGCACAUGGCAAGACUAUCAAUCAACACCCAACCUCCCCCCCCUCAACGACGCCCAAACCCUCAAACUCCGACUCCUCUCCCUCCUCACCCUCUCGACAACCACCACCCCGCUAACCUACAGCUCCCUCAUGACAGCCCUAAGCAUCACACAACCCUCGGAGCUCGAAUCCCUCGUCACAAAAGCCAUCUACGCCUCACUGAUCACCGCCCGUCUAUCGCCCGCUUCCACCCCGCCCACUGUGAACGUCACUUCCGUGGCGCCGCUCCGGGACGUGAAGCCCGAGUCGCUGGGUAAGAUGAUCGAUAUUCUGACGGCGUGGGAGACGCGCUGCGGGGAUGUGAUUGGGGAUAUUGAGGCCGAGAUAUUGCGGAUUAAGACGGAGUCGGCGAGACGGAGGGCGGAGGAGCGGGAGAAGGAGGUGUUGUUUGAGAAGGCGCUUGCGGGGUGGGGGGCUAAGAUGGAGGAGAAGAAGGUUGGUGGAGGUGGUGGCGGGUGGCAGCAGGGUGGUAGGGGUGGUGGGGUGAUUGGGGGAAAUAAGAGGGAGUUUGCGGCGGAUGAGUUUGAUGAUGAUGAUGGAUAUUGGGAGCAUGGGCUUGAAGGAGGGGAUGGGAUGGGAGGUGGGGGAUCGAGGAUGGAUAUUGAUGAUGGGGCUGGAGUGAGGUUGGGUGGUGGUGGUGGUGCUUCUUCGGGACCGGCUAGACAUCCCAAACGGGUGUUGGGAAAGAAGUCAUAG
Aspergillus costaricaensis CBS 115574 is the source of this 1134-nucleotide messenger RNA. RefSeq lists its product as uncharacterized. The transcript has 2 exons. Gene Ontology annotation, cellular component: COP9 signalosome. NCBI's taxonomy places the organism in Eukaryota, Fungi, Ascomycota, Eurotiomycetes, Eurotiales, Aspergillaceae. The record is from RefSeq and is a predicted model, not a curated record. Bases 163 to 1134 code for a protein of 323 amino acids.